AACUUAUGGGUAAUCGCUUCAUUUUAAUUAAGUGAAUCGAAGAAUAUUUUCGCCAAAUUUCAGUUCGGAUGUCUUAUGAAUCUAACCCUUUAUCUUACUGUUUUGGGCAAGUUGCCCAGACUAAAACUACUUUUUCUCUCCAAGUGUUUCUGUCUUUCAUGACAUUUUGAGGUCUUGUAUUUCUAAUUCGACAUCGCUAGAGAGUUGAUCAAUGUACCUCAUUCUGAGUCAUCCGAUAGCAGUGACCAGCAUAUCUUGUCCUCUGCCCUCGAAUGGAUUGAUAUAUUGGGGAUAUUUCCAGAAAGCUCUUUUUCGUUGGCUGUUAUUUCCAUGAUUUGUUGGUUCUCAACAAAUUAAACCUAAACUAAAAAACAAAAAACCUAACUAUUAAACGAAUACCAGCUAGAGUAAACAUCCCCUAAACUUUGGAACCAGUGGGAGCUGUCCAGGGUGGCUGAGAAGCAACCCGAUGGACUCACCCAUUCUAGGGUAGGGUCACUGUUCGUAGCUCGCUUUGUUCUUUCGCACAUCCUUUAGUUUUCUACCAACUUGCAGUGGGUGUGGUGAGGAGACCUGUUCCCGUAGCUGGAGUAAACCAGAUACUAAAAUGCCAUAAUCUGUCGGAGAAUUACAUUUUACAGCCAGCUGUUUUCGAGACUUUUAGUGAGUACAGUGCCUCUUAUAACGGCUCGCAACAUUGAUGUAACGUAUGAUGCUCGGAAGGGUUCCUGACUGUGCCAGCGCUUCAACCUUGCACCCGUAACCCGCAAUAAUGUUUUGAUGUUAAGGUUUUGACGUGUCUCGAAAGAACGCUUAGCUUUACCCGGGUUGCAAUAUUAUUGGAUUAUAUUUGUAAUUAAAGGAUCAUUCACAUCAGACACAGUCAUAUUUAUCAUCUUUUGAAGAUGAAAAGAAAAUGUUUGAAAGAAGAUAUUAACAUGUUUAUAUUAGUCUGUAGUGAAUUAAACUGAAAUGUUUCUUCUGAAAUGAGAUAAGCAAAAAUGUAUUCCUUAACAUUUUCUGCAAUAUCUCCAGAGAGUGAGUUUGCAAUCUAACUGGAAAUAUCUAUAAAUGUGUUUGCAGCAUCUUAAGAUAUUGACAAAGAUCAUAGUUGAUGGAAAUAUAGUAUUUGUAAGGAAUGAAACUAUAAAACUGGAGACUGGAAAUAUAACAAUAUACUGUCACGAGAAAAAUAUUUAUAAUGGAAAAAUGAAUUAAGAAAUUUAUAGGAGUGAUUUUUUUUGUUAUUCUGAGAUGUCGAAAGAGAUAAAAAUAUCAUACCCUUGUGAUAUCUGUGGUAAAUUAUUCUCUUGGAAAAGUAAUCUAACUACUCAUAAACGCAUUCACACAGGGGAGAAACCGUAUCAUUGUAACAUCUGUGGGAAAUCAUUUUCUGGGAGUAGUGACUUAACUACACACAUACGUAGUCAUACUGGAGAGAAAACCUAUCACUGUGAUAUCUGUGGCAAAUCAUUCUCUGAAAGUAGUAGUUUGACCAAGCACAAACGUAUUCAUACAGGAGAGAAACCUUAUCGCUGUGAUAUCUGUGGAAAACCAUUCUCUCAAAAUGAGCACUUAACUACACACAGACGUAUUCAUACAGGAGAGAAACCAUAUCAUUGUGAUACAUGUGGUAAAGCAUUCUCUGAAAAGGGAAUCUUGACUGAGCACAAACGCAUUCAUACUGGAGAGAGACCAUACAAUUGUGAUAUUUGUGGCAAAACAUUCUCUAAAAAUGGAAACUUAGCUAAGCAUGAACGUAUUCACACAGGAGAGAAGCCAUAUCGUUGUGAUAUCUGUGGUAAAUCAUUCUCUCAGAGUAGUGGCUUAAUUACACACAAACGUAUUCAUACUGGAGAGAAACCAUAUAAGUGCAAUGUCUGUGGUAAGGCAUUCUCUCAAAGCAGUGGCUUAACCAUACACGAACGUGUUCAUACAGGAGAGAAGCCAUAUCACUGUGGCGUCUGUGAUAGAUCAUUCUCUCAAAGUGGUGAGUUAACUACUCACAAGCUCAUCCAUACAGGAGAGAAGCCAUAUCACUGUGAUAUCUGUGGGAAAUCAUUCUUUCGUAAAUAUUACUUGAGCAAACACGUGGGUAUUCAUAUUGAGGUGUAACUGUAUUAAUAAUCCUUUAUAUUUUAGGCACAAGGCCUGAAAUUUUUGUUGAGCAGGGUACAGUUGAUUACAUCGAUCCUCAUGCUUAACUGGUACUUAUUUCAUCGACCCCGAAUGGAUGAAAGGCAAAAUUGAUCUUGGCAGAUUUUGAACUCAGAAUGUAAAGAUGGAGGAAAUGCCGCUAAGCAUCUCGUCUGGCAUGCUAACGAUUCUGUGAGCUUGCCAUCUUUGUAACUGUAUUAAUAUCAAUCUCAAAGUUUGGCACAAGACCAGCAGGUUUUGGAGGAAGGGGUAAAUCAAUUACAUUGACCCCCCCACCCCAGUGCUCAACUAGUACCGAACGGAUGAAAGGCAAAGUCGACCACGGAGGAAUCUGAACUGAAAAUGGGAAGACAGAUGAAAUGCCACUAAGAAUUUUACCUGGCAUGCUAAGGAUUCUGUCAGCUCACCACUUCUGCGACUGUAUUAAUACCAAAAAAUCAUUACAUCACAGCAAACCUCAUAAGACCAUUUUCUCUGAACAAACAGUCAUGGACUUAUGUGGCUAGUCAUUCUCUCAUAGUUCCAUGUUUGAGGCAACUGCUUUUUCUGAUGCGAACCAUUUUAAAUGCCUCUUAUGACAUGCAGGCUGUACCCUUUCUAUGCAAUUUAUCAGAGUUUAUUCUGUAAGAAAAAAAAUACUUUACAUAACCAUAAAUUUAUUCAUACUGAAGAGGGAACAGUCUAUAAUAAUAACUUUCCAACACUGUUUUAUAUAACCACAAUUAUAUUUGCAUUGCUGUGAUAACUUACCUCUGUAAUAAUUUAAUAAGAACUUUAUUUCAUUGUAUUCACAUCAUCAUCACCCUUUAACGUCCAUUUUUCAUGCUGGCAUGGGUUGGACGGUUUAACCAGAGCUGCACCAGGUUCCAGUCUGAUUCAGCUUGGUUUCUGUGGCCGGAUGCCCUUCUUAAUGCCAACCACUUUACAAUGUGUUCUGGGUGCUUCUAACGUGGCACCUGCAGGAUUACUUUUGUGUGGCGCUGGCACAAGUGCUUUUUAUGUGGCACCAGCACAGGGCUCUUGCAGACCAAUUCUCCUCACCGGGGGGAGCAACCUUAACACUUCUGCUGUAGAGGACAAGAAAACAGAUAUUAUUUGACAUUGUGGAUCUAUAAAGCUGAGAAAUGAUCUCAUAAAUCAAAGAUAACUUCACUGUGCUAUCUUUAUUUUGCUAAUAACAAUACAAACCACAAUGGAAACCUUUACAUCAUGCCUUGACAGGAUAUUUAUAUAUUUUGUUGUGUCCAAUUUAUACAUGUUAUUUAUAUUCUAGAUCUUAUAUACACUUCUUUCAUAAAUCUCAUAUAUAUAUUCUGGAAUAAAAUAUUAUGUCUAUCCCAUCA
Molecule: messenger RNA, 3500 nt
Organism: Octopus bimaculoides (California two-spot octopus)
Lineage: Eukaryota; Metazoa; Mollusca; Cephalopoda; Octopoda; Octopodidae
Biological process (GO): regulation of transcription by RNA polymerase II
Molecular function (GO): DNA-binding transcription factor activity, RNA polymerase II-specific; RNA polymerase II cis-regulatory region sequence-specific DNA binding
Source: RefSeq, a predicted model, not a curated record